AUACAGAAAGAACAAAAAAUUAAUAAAUAAACAAACAAGAAACCUGCCUUUUGUUUUAGUAAAUAAUCUAAUCAAAUAAAUAAGAUACAUAGAAACUAAAAUUUCUAAGAACUGUUAAGAAAUAUUAUUGAUUUGAAAUCAAGUAAUAUGAGUAGGAGAGUCCAAUAAAUGCUAUUAAUUAUAGCUCUUUUAGGUACUCUUUAGGUUGUCACAUCUUAAAAAAUUAUUGUAUCAAGCUACAUUCAAGCCAAAGCUUAAAAUGUGAUUACAGUACCUAAAGAUUAACUAUCAUAAAUUAAAUCACUUUCGAUUGAAGGUUGGGUUCGCCCUUCUUAAACUAUGGAUUACCCAUAUCCCGCAUCUGUUCCAAGAAAGAGUUAUUCUUUAAUUAUGGGUUCUAGUACUUCUAGUUCUGGUUGGGGUGAUAAUGUUAAGGGAGUUGACUCAUUUUUGAACUUAUACACAAAUAAGUGGACAGAUCAAUCCGGCUUUAUUUUAGCCUAUGAAAAUGGAAAGAACUUCGAAUACAUUUACAAUAACUUAAGAUAUGCUGAUUUCUUUGGUCGUUGGUUUUUUGUCUACGGUGUCUAUCUUAGUGAUAUAUAAAAACAUUAUUUAGUAACUUAUAGCGCUUAUGACGAAUCUUGGUAAGAGGCUAUUUCAUCUGUUGUAAAGAAAAAUCCCAUCAUCGACUUUUAUCAAUUUAGUGUUAACUCUUAAGAUGUUAAAAAGUCAGUUUAAUUCAAUGGAUAUAUUGCUGAUCCAAAUUUGACAUAUUCAGCUUCUUCCUCUUACUAUAGCUCUUUAGAUUAACUAAAGGCAUACAUUUCAUAAAAAUAAUAAAAACCAAAAUAUAUUGGAGUACUUUAAAAAACAGUAUUCACAUACAUUGGUCAAAGUGCUACCAUACCAGAUGGUGGUUUAUAUGAGUCUUUCGGUAAUUACUAAGGAGCAGAUGAAUACUCAAUUAAUGGUUAAGCUCAAUUUACUGGUGCUUUCGCAUCUGUUGGUAAUACUAUCUUAUUUAGACUUGGCACAAAUAACCCAGAAGUCUUCAAAAGUUUCUACGAAGAAGGAGAUCUUGCUUUGUUAGCCUAUGUUUAAAAUGGUAAAAAAACUUGUAUGCAAACUUAUCGUAUUAAUCUGUCAGCAACUGAUUUAACAAACGGUAAACAAUGUUUUGAUGUUGUUCCUAAGAAGGGAGAGUGGUUUUACUUCUAUUAAGGUUACAGCAGAAAACUUGGAAGAGUUUUUAACUAUGUUAGAAUUGGUGGUUAAAACUAUUAUGCUGCUACCACAGAUGUUCUUCACGUUGAUCCAAAUGCUUUCUAUUUAUUCGUUGGUCAAGAUUCUGUUAGUAUGAAAUGGGCUGGUUCAUUCUAAGGUUUUAACUUAGAAUUUGGUCCUGGUGCUUACAGAGAAACCCUAAUCACUGAAUUCCCUCCUGUUAAAGAUAAAUCAGUUAAAGAUAAAGUUGUCAUUCCUAAGACAUAUGUUGAUCCUUAAAUCUUAUAAUCAAAGGCUUCCUAAACUUUAGCUAUUGAUGCUAAAAUUGUCAGCCAAAACUACAUUAGUAGUGUAAAGGAAUAUGCUAUUCAUUUCUGGUUCAGAAGAGACUUAAUUACUCCAGAAUUAAUUGACUUCUAAGCAGCUAAAUCAUAAUAAUCUGUUGCAGGUGUUACAGAACGUGAUGAUUACACAAGUACUGAUGUUGCAGGAGAUGCCGCUCUUUCAAUUCAAUAUCUCGAUCAUUCUAAAGGUGAUUCUCCAGCUUUUGUUUUCACAACUUAUAAUGAUGCAGGUUCAGACAAAUUCAAAUCAGCUACAGUUAAUUUUGAUACUAAGUUCGAUUAAGGUUAAUGGAUUUGGGUUUAUUUUGCUUAUAGCUAACCUUUGCAAUAAGCUAGUAUUUAUGUUGGAUUACCUGAUGGCUAAACAAAGAUUGUUAAACAGAUUAACUAAGUAAGCCACUCAUAAGCUCAUAACUUAAAAGCUCUUAUCGGAAGGUCUGGUACAACAAUGAACCCAGUAACAGGUCAAUUUUACGAUGCUUAAUUCGUCUAUUAUGAUGGAUGUUAUCAAUCUUCCACUGCUACUAUUGAAAACUAUAAGGCUGCUAAUGUCAAAAAUCCUCCUUCCACUCAACCAAAAUAAGGUGUUUACAGUGCUUUUGAUAGAAAAUCAUUUAGCAAAAAAAAUCCUCCUACAUAAAACCCUAAUUAAUUCACCACUGAAGUUGCUGGUGCUUUACAAUAUGGUUUAGCUGCUUGGGCUAGAUGGAAUAAGUCUUCCUUAAAGAAUGCAGCUGGUAAUUUAUUAUUUACACUCUCGAUUUACGAUAAGACAACCAUUGGAAAGACAUAUAACAAACUUGGUUCUCUUGUUCUCUAAGUUUAUUACAAGAAAAAAUACUUGUACUUUUCAACUUACUAAUACGUUCAUGCUAAAUUGAAAGAUGUCAAUCCUGCUGUUCAAAAAUUCUUUGUUCCAAAGAAUGCUCGUACUUCUUGGUGUUAUUACUACUUUGGAUAUUCUCACUUAGAUCAAUAAGCAGUUGGAUCUGUCAAAUGCUUAUCAGGAUUUUAACAUGAAGUCAAAUUUGAUAAUACUAAUCACAUUAUUCCAUCAGCUUUUACCUUCCAAGUAGCCAAAGAUGACAUUUUAAACAUAUGGAAAGGAGAAGUAUAUCAACCCUCUGUUAUUAUAGGAUAUCCUGUUGCUUUGAACUUUUAAUAUGAUAACGCUUAUUAUCCUUAAGACCCUUCAAGCGGCUCUUUACCAGAUGAUGAUGAUUCUGGCAAUAAGCAACCUGAUGAAGGAGAUGAUGACGAACCAGAAGAAGAAGAUGAUCCAAAAGUCCCAUCCAAGCCAGCAACUGACCCUUCCACUCCUGCUACCAACACAACCACUCCUGUAACUAAUCCAGUUAAUCCUGCAACUAACUCAACUACUCCUGUAACUAACACAACUACUCCUGAAACUAACCCAAUUAUUCCUGCAACUAACACAACCAUUCCUGCAACUAACACAACUACUCCUGCAACUAACACAACCACUCCUGAUGUUACCCCAGUUAUUCCUGCAACUAACACAACCACUCCUGCUACUAACACAACCACUCCUGCUACUAACACAACUACUCCUACUUAACCUUAAUAGCCUAGUUGUGCAGUUAUUUAUUCAGAAUGUGGUUACACUAAUAAGAUUUAAGAAGUUUGUUAGAAUAUCCCUAGUUUAGAAAUUAGAAAUAUUAGAAGUAUUCAAGUACCUAAUGGAACAACUCUUAAAUUCUUCCAAAAAGAAAACUAUAAAGGUGUUAAUGUUAAAUUUUUGUAAAGCGUAGAAUGCAUUGAAUUAGGUUUGAAAGAAGACCCUAAAAUUUAAUGGGAUGAUUUAGUAAAAUUAUUUAAUGCUGGAAAAAUCGGAUUUAUUGAUUCAGAAGGUAAUGAUAUUGGGCUUCACAAAGCUAAAAAAGUAUUCUUUAAGACAAAUCUAAGAAUGUAACUUAGAAAGAAACACUCAAGUGAUUGA
Messenger RNA from Tetrahymena thermophila SB210, 3531 nucleotides. RefSeq lists its product as hypothetical. The transcript is spliced from 8 exons. Lineage: Eukaryota; Ciliophora; Oligohymenophorea; Hymenostomatida; Tetrahymenidae. The record is from RefSeq and is a predicted model, not a curated record. Gene Ontology annotation, cellular component: nucleus.